AUUACUUGCCGUUAUAACGACAACCAUCCCGUAUAAUAUGGUUUAAAAAGUGAUAAUGAUUAGUAUACGAAUUAAUACGGAUGCCUCAUAGAUCAAUAGGGUAAGGCUUAUAUCUGUUAUUUAACAGCAGCAACAAAUGCCAUGCAUAUUACGACUAGCGGCGUCGUCACUCAUAAUCGGGUAGUGACAUCUGCUUUUCUCUUUGGAAAGCAAGGCAUCACAUUCACGAUGACAUGUAAAUAGCCGCCCAGAGUGUGGUGUAACCGUGUCCGUGCGUUAGACAGAAACUGCAGACAUCAGCAACGCGCCAGCUGAACCAGUCAUUUCUCUGUCGCAGCGGCCUGCAUAAUCCGAGCUGAUCGCAAUGUCGGAUGCGAGGGAACCUGAACCGGCUUCUGGUUCACUUAGUGAAGAAACUUCUGUUGUGUCCUCGCCAAACACGGACACAUCUUCGGCAAAAGAAACGCUUGCGGUGAAAUGUGACAGCCCGCCCAUCGAUGGGGCCGAAGUAACACAUGAAUUGGACAUCAUGAAUGGAAGAGAGACCGUUGGUGACGUCAGCACAGCACCGGAGACACACCAAAAACAAGGCAGCGAUGCAGCGGCGGCGUCGGACCCUGCCAGACCAACGCUCCAGGGAUACGGAACCUUUGGGGAAUCUGUGCCCGGGCGAUCCGAAAACAUUUGCAGCACUUCAGAGACGGAGAAUGAGGAAGCGAUGCUUCUACCCAGUAAUGCUUCGAAUAAUCCGGACUUGUCGAACUGGAUGGUUUUCACGAAUCUUACGAAAGCCUCCAUGGGAACGGGCAUACUUGCUAUGCCGAUGGCUAUACGCAACGCCGGUUUGAUAGGACUUCCCUUGUUCGCAGCUAUAGCAGUUGUCUGUGUCUACUGCAUCCAUCUACUGGUGCGAUCUUCCCGUACGCUGAGAAGAAGACGAAUGGUUCCUGCCUUGGAAUACGCGGACACUGUUGCUGCAGCUUGCAAGACCUCGAGGUCACCCGUCGUGCGGAGAAUUGCUCCAUUUGCCAGAGGUUUCACGGAAGUCGUCUUACUGGUUUACAUGAUAGGCGUCUGCAGUGUCUACGUGCUGUUCGUUAAAGAAAACUUAAAACAGCUCAUCGACGUGUCCUGCAAAGAAAAUGAGUGGAGUUCAAUUGAUUAUUUUCUUCAUCUGGCGCUGGUUCUAAUGGUUCUGGUUGCUAUACCAAACCUGAGUAGCCUCAGCAUCGUCUCUUCUAUUGCCAACGUAACAAUGGUUGUUGGCGUGGUGAUGUGUCUAGGCAUCAUCUGUUAUCAAAUAUACGUUGACCAACAAGCAGCACCAGUGGAAUACAACAGGAAAACGGAUACAUGGUCGAAUGUAACAGUAUACAACGUUACAGUCGAAGCUUGGGCUGGUUGGGAUAGAAUACCGCUUUUCUUUGGCACCGCCGUCUUUGCACUCGAAGGAAUAGGCGUGGUAUUGACGCUCGAAAAUCAGAUGAAGGAUCCUACUAACUUCCUGAAAGGCUGUGGCGUUCUGAAUUUUGCUAUGGCCAUAAUUACUAUCCUGUACAUUCUGAUGGGCUCCUUGGGUUACUUGGCAUAUGGCGAGAAAACGAAAGGAAGCAUCACACUGAACCUUCCACCAGAUAACACCCUGGCGUUGUGGGUGAGGAAAACGGUGACGCUGGCAAUAUUUCUGACGUACCCGCUGCAGUUCUACGUCCCGGAAGAGAUCCUAUGGAAAUGGGUGAACGUCAUAAUACAGUCUUGUUUCCGUGUGGGGUCCCUACAGCGCCUUACGCACUGCGCCGGAAGGCGCGAAGAGGUCGGUCAAGCGCCCAGGUUCCUCUUCAAAGUACUCCUGAUGUUGGCCACAGUCUGUUUGCCGCUUAUAGUACCGAGACUGGGUCCAGCAAUUUCACUGGUUGGCGCAGUGUGCCUGUCAAUGCUCGGGCUAAUACUCCCAACGAUUAUUCAUGCGAUCACAUACUGGGAGGAAAUAUCUCGGAACAUAAGAGAACCGGCGGUAUGGUCGCGAAUGGCCUUCCACGUGAUUAUAGUCAUUAUUGGUCUUCUAGGCUUAGUUACUGGUACCUACGUUAGCUUGAAUGAGUUAAGUCAAGAACCUCUAUCAUUAAAUGCAGUUACUGAGUAAUUGAUAACGAUGAAAUACUUCAGCUGUGGAAGUUUCAUUGUGUAAAACUUCGGCUAACAGUAUUUCAAAUUGAUCUAACGUUUAAAGCUGAAAAUUGUGAAAAAUAUUAGUAUAAGAUUAUAAUUUAUUUGCUCUUUGGUACGCUAAAAGCGUAAAGGCUUAAUCUCCUCAAUUUUUAUGUAAGCAUUUUUACAUAGCUCAUACAGUUAACUCGGUGUUAUUGACUUAAUUUGUAAGUUUAAGGCUUUUCAUUCAUGCCCUGUAAAUAUAAAAUAUCCAUAACAUCCAUUUGAUACAUCAAAUAAAUUGCUUUUAAUGUUUCGAAAACAUUUAGAAACUCGGGUGUCGCAAGUUGAAGUGUUUGGCAAAGUUCACAAAUCUGUAUUACAAAAUUAUUUUUUACCAAAUAAAAUUAUUUGGAAGCAAUUACGAAAGUUGCACACAAAUUUGGGUUCUAAAUUGUAUUGUCAUACCUAUUAAGUUAAAAAUCUUAAUCUUACAACAAAAAUUAAAACAUGUCAUUACUCGGGUGAAAUUGUACGGUGAAACAGAAAUGUCACGUUGCGCAGUGAACAAAUUGGACCUUCAGCCUAUUUAGAUGGUCUUAGCAUCCCGUAAAAAAUACAUCUGGACUAUAACGCAUUGUUAAAUUCUCUAAUCUUUGCUAUAAGUACAAAGAAAUAGCAUAUUUUUGUAUAGAAUGGACUUCAUUCCAUCCAUCUUCAUGGAGUCCGUGACUACAUAGUUCCAGGCUUCACUUUAGAAAGGUCUUCAUUCGUGCAAUAAAGCAUUUUCUAUAAUAAA
Molecule: messenger RNA, 2947 nt
Organism: Schistocerca gregaria
Lineage: Eukaryota; Metazoa; Arthropoda; Insecta; Orthoptera; Acrididae
Product: proton-coupled amino acid transporter-like protein CG1139
Exons: 12
Coding region: 365-2143 (592 amino acids)
Biological process (GO): amino acid transmembrane transport
Cellular component (GO): vacuolar membrane
Molecular function (GO): amino acid transmembrane transporter activity
Source: RefSeq, a predicted model, not a curated record